AUGUUUGAUGGGAUUCUGUCAAGAAUGGCGGACGGCAUGAGUACCGUAAGAUCAGUGGUGCCCUUAUGUCGGGUGCCGUUGAUACAAUGUCCUAUAACAAUCAGCGGUACGCUACUGGAUCCGCGAGCGGCUACCGUAAGGAAUCCGAUUCGAGUGGCGUAUUCAAUAAAGAGUCAUUCUAAAGAGGCGAUCGAGCUGACCGCAUCAUUCGAUUUAGCAGACAUGUUCAUGUUUUGCGGUGAAAAACGGGUGAGUUGCCAAUUUACGAUUUUCUGGUUAAAGGAAAGACUGUGCAUUCGAACGCUACAAACUCGAUAUCCUAUGGUGGCUGCUAUUCUGUACGGGGAAAGGUUUUAG
Messenger RNA from Ostertagia ostertagi, 357 nucleotides. The record is from the annotation of a GenBank genome assembly. NCBI's taxonomy places the organism in Eukaryota, Metazoa, Nematoda, Chromadorea, Rhabditida, Trichostrongylidae.